AUGUCUACACCGCCCACGGUAAACUUCAUCACUGGCAACUCCAACAAGCUGCGCGAAGUCAAGGCAAUUCUGGAGCCUGCCAUCACUGUGCAGAGUCGGGCAGUUGACCUGGAGGAAGUACAGGGUACAGUAGAGGAGGUCACACUGGCCAAAUGUCGCAAAGCGGCAGAGACGAUCCAAGGUCCCGUCCUCGUUGAGGACACUUGCCUCUGCUUCAAGGCUCUCAACGACCUCCCUGGCCCUUACAUCAAGUGGUUUAUGCAAUCUAUUGGCCACCAGGGUCUAAACAAUCUCCUCGUUGCUUACGAGGACAAGUCUGCCGAUGCCGUCUGCACCUUUGCCUAUUCGCCCGGCCCCGGCCAUGAGCCUGUCCUUUUCCAGGGGCGAACCAGAGGCAAGAUUGUUUCACCUCGAGGCCCGGCCGACUUUGGAUGGGAUGCCAUUUUCGAAUAUGAUGGACAGACCUACGCCGAGAUGGACAAGGCCGCCAAGAACAAGAUAUCCCAUCGCGGUCUGGCCCUUGCAAAGUUGCAAGACUGGUUCGCUCAGCAGCGAGUGGACUAG
Messenger RNA from Colletotrichum destructivum, 564 nucleotides. RefSeq names its product Putative inosine triphosphate pyrophosphatase. The coding region runs from base 1 to 564 and encodes 187 amino acids. Gene Ontology annotation, cellular component: cytoplasm. The transcript has 6 exons. Lineage: Eukaryota; Fungi; Ascomycota; Sordariomycetes; Glomerellales; Glomerellaceae. Gene Ontology annotation, biological process: nucleoside triphosphate catabolic process. The record is from RefSeq and is a predicted model, not a curated record. Gene Ontology annotation, molecular function: nucleoside triphosphate diphosphatase activity.